UUCCGGGUGGCCCAUGCGUUAUCAUCAGAAUGUGUGAAAUCCAAGCUUUUUAAUCACAAUCGUUAGUCUUAAAACAAUUACAGUUGUAAUAUGGGGAAAUUAAAUGUUGUCGUUUUGAGGUAUUUAACUCGAGAUGAUUUCCGCGUCCUCACAGCGGUUGAGAUGGGGAUGAAGAACCAUGAAGUCGUCCCAGUCAGCCUCAUUUCAUCUAUCGCCAGCCUGCGUCACGGGGGCUGCAACAAGAUUCUUCGAGAGCUUGUCAAACACAAACUCGUGGCCUACGAGCAUACUAAGAUGGUAAAUGGCUACCGUCUGAACUACGGGGGCUAUGACUACCUUGCCUUGAAGACAUUCUGCUCUAGAGACAUCCUUCUUUCAGUCGGGAACCAGAUGGGAGUGGGGAAAGAGUCAGAUAUCUAUAUUGUGGCCAGUCCAGAGGGGGAGCAGUAUGCUCUGAAGCUCCACAGGCUGGGAAGGACCUCUUUCAGGAACCUGAAGAACAAGAGGGACUAUCACAAACACAGGAAGAACAUGUCCUGGCUUUACCUCUCACGCCUCUCUGCCAUGAAGGAGUACGCGUACAUGAAGGCUUUGUACGAACGAGGGUUUCCUGUCCCUAAGCCCAUUGAUUAUAACAGACAUGCUGUGGUCAUGGAGCUCAUCAAUGGAUACCCGCUCUGUCAGGUUCGUCAACUGGAAGACGCGUCCUCCUUGUACAAUGAAGUCAUGGAGCUGAUAGUGAAGCUGGCCAAUCACGGCCUGAUCCACGGCGACUUCAAUGAAUUUAACCUGAUGUUGGAUGACAACGAUCACGUGACUAUGAUUGACUUCCCCCAGAUGGUCUCUACCACACAUUACAACGCAGAAUGGUAUUUUGACCGAGAUGUCAAAUGUAUCCGUGAUUUCUUUGCCAGAAGAUACAAUUUUGUGAGUGAGCUGUACCCAACCUUCAAAGACAUCAGACGUUCAUGUUCUCUGGAUGUUGAGAUCUCAGCCAGUGGCUUCACCAAAGACUAUGAGAGAGACUCAGCUCUACUGGAUCCUGAAGGACCCGAGGAGGAGGAGGAUGAUGAGGAUGAUGAGGAAGAGGGUGAUGAGGAGGAGGAGAGAGAUGAGACAACAGAAGUGGAGGAGUACAGACAUGCCUUGUUGGAACUGGAGGGGCUCAAAGUCAGUGAUACACAGACACACAGUGAGACAGGGCAGGGGGAAGGGGAGGGGCAGGCGGAGGGGGAGAGGCAGGCGGAGGGGGAGGGGCAGGCGGAGGGGGAGGGGCAGGCGGAGGGGGAGGGGGAGAGGGUGUUUGGGUCAGAGUCUGCUGUGAUGGCUGAUAUUGAUGAAGACAGAGAAAAAGAGGAAGACGAUGUGUGUCCUGCGCUGGUUGACCUCUCCUCCUCCAACAGAGAGUUCAAACCUUUCAGAGACCUGAACAGCCUGCUCCAUGUGGUUGAACACACCAGGAGACGAACAGACAGUGAAGUCACCACCCGCAGUCUAGGGAGCUGUUCCACUAUACCUCCGGAGGUGGUUCGUGCAAAGAUGAGGAGACAACUGAGUAAGCAGCAGAAAGCAGCUCAGAGGAGGAAACUGAUGAAAGGAGAAGCUAACCUGGUCACAGCAGAGAAGAGGGACCAACAGAAUAACAUUAAAUCUUGUCUAGUGACUGAUGGCUUCUGGGGUUAAGGCGUGUGUGUGUGUGUGUGUGUGUGCCAGCAGACUGUCCCCCAAUGAUGAACUCUUGCAGUGACAAUAUCUUCAAUAAAGACAACUGUAAUAUGGAACACAA
This is a messenger RNA of Esox lucius (northern pike), 1786 nucleotides long. It is a transcript of the gene riok2, whose product is annotated as RIO kinase 2 (yeast). Gene Ontology annotation, cellular component: nucleus; preribosome, small subunit precursor; cytosol. Lineage: Eukaryota; Metazoa; Chordata; Actinopteri; Esociformes; Esocidae. Gene Ontology annotation, biological process: maturation of SSU-rRNA; protein phosphorylation. The coding region runs from base 91 to 1683 and encodes 530 amino acids. Gene Ontology annotation, molecular function: ATP binding; protein serine/threonine kinase activity. The transcript has 10 exons. The record is from RefSeq and is a predicted model, not a curated record.